CAUAACUUGACUUGCGUGGCAAAUGAAAAGAAUUUCUAUGUCAUAACUGUGCAUUAACACAAGCGCGCAUUAUACAACCGCAGGCUCCAACGUGUGUGUGUGUCAGAGUGUGAGUGUGUGUUUCUGUCAGGCUGACCGCUUAUCAACACGCUAUAGUUAAAAACAAAAAAAAAGAAAAUGUCGGAUAUUGUGGAUACGGAACUGCUGGUUAACUGCACAAUCUUGGCCGUGCGUCGCUUCGAGUUAAAUAGCAUUGUGAAUACAACGCUAUUGAAUAGCCUCAACCGCACCGAGGUUGUGAGUCUGCUCUCCAGCAUCAUAGAGAAUCGGGAUAAUCUGCAGAGCAUAAACGAAGCCAAAGAUUUUCUAACCGAAUGCCUGUUUCCAUCGCCCACACGUCCAUAUGAGUUGCCAUGGGAACAAAAAACCAUUUGGGCCAUUGUAUUUGGUCUGAUGAUGUUUGUGGCCAUCGCUGGCAAUGGCAUUGUACUAUGGAUUGUUACAGGACAUCGCAGCAUGCGCACAGUUACAAAUUAUUUUCUAUUGAACCUAAGCAUUGCUGACCUGCUGAUGUCCUCAUUGAACUGCGUUUUCAACUUUAUAUUCAUGCUGAAUUCGGAUUGGCCAUUUGGCUCGAUUUAUUGUACCAUCAAUAAUUUUGUGGCCACGGUAACCGUCUCCACAUCGGUCUUUACGCUGGUGGCCAUUUCGUUUGACAGAUAUAUUGCCAUUGUACAUCCUUUAAAGCGUCGCACAUCGAGACGCAAAGUACGCUUCAUACUGGUGCUGAUCUGGGCCCUCAGCUGUGUGCUCUCAGCGCCUUGUUUACUCUACUCCAGCAUCAUGACGAAGCACUAUUACAAUGGCAAAUCACGCACUGUCUGCUUUAUGAUGUGGCCAGAUGGACGCUAUCCCACAUCUAUGACCGACUAUGUCUACAAUCUCACCAUACUGGUGCUGACCUAUGGCAUACCCAUGAUUGUGAUGCUUGUGUGCUAUACGCUAAUGGGCCGCGUGCUUUGGGGCAGUCGCUCCAUAGGCGAGAACACAGAUCGCCAAAUGGAGUCAAUGAAAUCGAAACGCAAAGUUGUGCGCAUGUUUAUUGCCAUUGUAAGCAUCUUUGCUAUAUGCUGGCUGCCCUAUCAUCUAUUCUUCAUCUAUGCCUAUCACAACAAUCAAGUGGCAUCCACAAAGUAUGUGCAGCAUAUGUACUUGGGUUUCUAUUGGCUGGCCAUGUCGAAUGCCAUGGUGAAUCCCAUCAUAUACUACUGGAUGAACAAAAGAUUUCGCAUGUAUUUUCAACGCAUAAUUUGUUGCGGUUUCUUGGGUAUUAAGCGCUAUCGUUACGAUUCCCCCAAGAGCAGGCAGCACAACAAGCACAGCUCCAAUCGACACACACGAGCGGAGCCGAAGAGUCAGUGGAAGCGCAGCACCAUGGAAACGCAAAUCCAACAGUUGCCCACAACUUCAACGCGCGAACGUCAGCCGGCGCUGCAGAGUCUGAAUAACGCGGCCAUAAUGGAGCGGCCCGCAGAUGGCAAUAGCUCACCCAUUUGCCUUUCCAUACAGGACAGCGUGGGCAAGCGGCAGCAUGUGAAUAUCAAAUAUAUUUCAUGUGAUGAGGACAAUAAUCCAGUCGAGGAUGAGCAUGAGAUCUUUACGCAGGCGAUCAAGCAGCUGUGAUCCUGUGUAGUAGACCCAAACACUUGAGCGGUUUCGUUAAUUAAGCUGGCAAAAUAAUUGUAAAUAGUUAAAACGCAGCGCUCUUAAGUCUUAGCUGUACAUAUAUGUAGUUCAAAUUUAAAACA
Drosophila busckii is the source of this 1808-nucleotide messenger RNA. RefSeq names its product tachykinin-like peptides receptor 86C (gene TkR86C). Gene Ontology annotation, molecular function: tachykinin receptor activity; neuropeptide Y receptor activity. Gene Ontology annotation, cellular component: plasma membrane. The record is from RefSeq and is a predicted model, not a curated record. Gene Ontology annotation, biological process: G protein-coupled receptor signaling pathway. The transcript has 8 exons. The coding region runs from base 178 to 1683 and encodes 501 amino acids. Lineage: Eukaryota; Metazoa; Arthropoda; Insecta; Diptera; Drosophilidae.